AAUUAUUUAAUCAAUUCAAUAUUUAAUCCAAUCAAAACCCACCAUAUCUUAAAAAUAAUUUAAUUAAUAGUUUGGUGAAUAGUUGACAUUAAACAUACACACCUGGCCGGCGCGUGGUAGUUUGUUGCUCUUUCAGUUUGGCGGGUCUCUUAACCUGAAAACGACGUCGUCUUCUUCCGCCAUUACAGAAAGCAUAAAAUUACUGAAAAGCCCUUGACAAAAUUAGAAAUUCUCUUCCGAUUCUUCCGCUGCAAUCGCUCCGAUUUGUCCGGAAAAAAAUCAUCCGCGAAUCGCUAUAUUCCCGCAGCCAAUGGACGGCCAAAACGACGACGCUUUGCUCCCCGGGUCGAAUUACCACUGUUACUCGGAGAAGUUCGCUUUCCGCUCCGAUUCCGACGAGGAAUCGGCCGACGGCGGCGCUAAUUUCAGCUUCGACGACGCCUCGUCGAAUCACCAGAAGGCGCCGCGGAUCUUCGACCGGUUUUACAACUCGUCGUCGUCGGAGGAGGACGAUGAGGAAGACGCCGCCAGCUCUUCCAAUCACCAGCGGCGGCUGGACUACAUGCUCCAGUUCCUCGACCGGAAGCUGUCCACUUCUUCCUCCAACAGCCAGCCGUUGCCGGAAUUCACUGGUUCUGGCGGCGGGAUCGGGGUAUUCAAACCCCCAAUUCGGGGCCCGGUCCACCCGAACCGGCCGGUUGGUCUCGAGAUAAGGCCACAUCCUUUGAGAGAAACUCAAGUGGGGCGAUUCCUUAGGAAUGUUGUUUGCGUAAGCGAUGGUGAUGGGUCACAAUUGUGGGCCGGGUCGGAAUGUGGUCUCCGGGUAUGGGAUUUGAAGAAUGAUAUUUAUGGUGGGAUUGUGGAGGGGGAAGAGGACGGAACGGUUAGAUUCCGGGAGUCGGCACAGGUGGCGGCUGCCGCCCUGUGUGUGGUGGGUGAUGGAGGAAAUAGAUUGGUGUGGAGUGGGCAUAAGGAUGGGAGGAUUAUGUGUUGGAAGAUGUUGGAUUUUUCGAACGGUCGGGGGAAUGGGGAUUCGGGUAAUGAGUUUCAGGAGUUGUUGUCUUGGCAGGCGCACCGAGGGCCUGUGCUCUCAAUGGUUGUAAGCUCUUAUGGGGAUUUAUGGUGCGGGUCUGAGGGUGGUGCGAUUAAGAUUUGGCCUUGGGAAGCUAUUGAGAAAUCACUUGCACUGACAACUGGGGAAAGGCACAUGGCGUCUUUAUCGGUAGAAAGGUCAUACAUUGACCUCAGGACCCAGAAUAGCAUCUACAGUAACAUAUUUACUUCUGAUGUCAAGUAUAUGUUAUCGGAUCAUUCUGUAGCCAAGAUGUGGACUGCCGGUUAUCAGUCAUUCGCUUUGUGGGAUGCUCGAACCCGAGAGUUAUUGAAGGUAUUUAACAUUGACGGCCAGAUUGAGAAUUUGUCACUCGAUGCUUUGGCAGAGGAUGAGAUGAGGAUGAAAUACGUAUCUAGUAAUUCAAAGGAAAAGACACAAAAUUCUUUUAAUUUCUUUCAACGUUCCCGUAACGUUAUAUUAGGAGCAGCAGAUGCUGUUCGUCGAGCUGCAGUAAAAGGAGCUUUUGGAGAUGACAGCCGGCGAGUUGAAGCACUGGUGGCAACGUCCGACGGAAUGAUUUGGAUCGGAUGCUCAAAUGGUUCACUUCUGCAGUGGGAUGGAAACGGGACCCGCUUGCAAGAUAUCCAACACCAUUCUUUUGCAGUUCAAAGCCUCUGCACAGUUGGGGCUCGAAUAUGGGUAGGUUACACGAGUGGCACUGUGCAAGUUUUGGAUCUCAACGGUGAUCUGCUUGGACAAUGGGUAGCUCAUAAUAGCCCUGUGAUUGAUUUAGCUGUUGGGGCUGGUUAUGUUUUUACCUUGGCUAAUCAUGGUGGUAUACGAGGGUGGAGCAUCACCUCUCCUGGACCACUUGAUAACAUGUUUCGUGCAGAGUUGGCUGGAAAGGAGUUUUUAUACACGAGGCUCGAGAAUCUGAAAAUCUUGGCUGGAACAUGGAAUGUUGGACAAGAAAGAGCAGCUCCGGAUUCCUUUAUAUCGUGGCUUGGCUCGGCUGCUGCAGACGUUGAUAUUAUAGUCGUUGGGUUGCAGGAGGUGGAAAUGGGUGCUGGUUUUCUCGCCGUGUCUGCUGCUAAAGAAACUAUGGGUCUUGAGGGUAGUUCUGCAGGACAAUGGUGGCUAGAUAUGAUUGCAAAAACAUUGGACGAGGGUUCUACCUUUUCAAGUGUUGGCUCCCGGCAGUUGGCAGGGCUUCUUAUCUCUGUGUGGGUUCGAAACAACAUCCAGGCCCAUGUUGGGGAUGUCGAUGUUGCAGCAGUUCCUUGUGGUUUCGGACGAGCUAUCGGAAAUAAAGGAGCUGUUGGGCUGAGGAUGAGAGUGUAUGGUAGAGUGAUGUGCUUCGUGAACUGUCAUUUUGCCGCGCACUUAGAGGCUGUUAAUCGCCGAAAUGCUGAUUUCGAUCAUGUAUAUCGAACAAUGAUUUUUAGUCGGCCGUCUAAUAAUUUGAACGUUGUGGCUGCUGGUGUUUCAUCUGCAGUUCAAAUGCUUCGUACAAAUACUAUGGGGAUCAACACCGUGGAAGGAACGCCAGAGAUUUCUGAGGCAGACAUGGUUGUGUUUCUCGGGGACUUCAAUUAUAGACUCGAUGGCAUAUCUUACGACGAAGCGAGGGAUUUCGUUUCGCAAAGAUGCUUCGACUGGCUUAGAGAAAAGGAUCAGUUGCGAGCAGAAAUGGAAGCUGGACACGUCUUCCAAGGAAUGCGGGAAGCUGUUAUCAAGUUUCCUCCAACAUACAAAUUUGAAAGGAAUCAACCUGGUUUGGCAGGGUACGAUUCUGGAGAGAAGAAACGGGUUCCUGCUUGGUGCGAUAGAAUUUUAUAUCGUGAUAGCCGUUCGACUUCAGCAUCUACAUGCAGCUUAGACUGCCCUGUGGCCGCCUCAGUAUUGCAGUACGAAGCCUGCAUGGAUGUUACCGAUAGCGACCACAAGCCCGUCCGUUGCAUAUUAAAUGUGGAGGUGGCUCGAGUCGACGAGACAGUAAGAAGACAAGAGUUUGGAGAAAUCAUUAAAUCAAACGACAAAAUCAAACGUUUGCUUAAAGAACUAACCAAAGUCCCAGAAGCAUUUGUCAGUACUAAUAACAUAAUCCUUCAGAACCAGGACACGUCCAUUUUGCGAAUCAGUAAUAAAUCCAAGAAAGACAGAGCUCUAUAUGAAAUAGUUUGUGAAGGUCUGUCUACUAUCGAGGAUGGACAAGCAACCGAUCAUCGCCCAAGAGGUUCUUUUGGCUUCCCAAUGUGGCUCGAGGUCAGCCCUGCAGCUGGAAUUAUCGAAGCAGAUCAAAUUGCCGAAAUAUCGAUCCGUGCUGACGAAUACCAAACGUUAGAAGAAUUCGUCGACGGGGUCCCACAAAACUUUUGGUGCGAAGAUUCGAGGGACAAGGAAGUAGUUCUAUUAGUGAAAGUGCAGGGGAGAUGCACAGUAGAUCCCAAAUUCCAUCGAAUACGCGUGCGCUACAGCAUUACCGGUAAACUCACACCUAUGAUCCGCAAAGACGAUAGUACCCCCACCCCAGUCCAAUCAAAUAUGCUUCACCGAUCCGAUUUUCAUCAACUAAGUGGUUCUUGUGAUUUUGUUGACCACUUGAUAAAUCUAGAUAGUCCUUGAUCGACAGAGUGUUCGAAUCUUUGUUACUGUACCGUUCUAUUGGUUGAAGAUA
Molecule: messenger RNA, 3731 nt
Organism: Erythranthe guttata (spotted monkey flower)
Lineage: Eukaryota; Viridiplantae; Streptophyta; Magnoliopsida; Lamiales; Phrymaceae
Product: type II inositol polyphosphate 5-phosphatase 15
Biological process (GO): phosphatidylinositol dephosphorylation
Molecular function (GO): phosphatidylinositol-4,5-bisphosphate 5-phosphatase activity; protein binding
Source: RefSeq, a predicted model, not a curated record